AUGGCGGUGGCAGCAGCCCUGUCAGGACUCCAGGCAGAAGCCAAGUGCCCCAUCUGUCUCGAUUACCUAAGAGACCCCGUCACCAUCGAUUGUGGGCACAACUUCUGUCGCUCCUGCAUCAAACAGUCCUGGGAAAAUCUAGAGGACAGAUUCCCUUGCCCUGUCUGUCGUCACCAAUGCCAAGAGGGGACCUUCAGGAGCAACACCCAGCUGGGAAGGAUGAUUGACAUUGCCAGGCUACUCCACAUCACCCGGAGCAAGAGGAAGAGGAAGGAAGAGAUGUCCUUGUGCGAGAAGCACAACCAGGUCCUGACCCUUUUCUGUGAGAAGGACCUAGAGGUGUUGUGUCCCCUGUGCACUCAGCCCCCUGACCACCAGGGCCACCACGUGAGACCCGUAGAGGAGGCCGCCUCUCAUCACAGGAUGAAGCUCAAUGGCUACAUCGAGCCUCUGAAGAAGCAAGUGGCAGACGUUCAAAAAUUAAUAAGCAUUCAAAGCACAAAACCCUUGGACCUGAGAGAGGAGGUGGAAAACCAUAGGCGGGAAUUGUCCUCUGAAUUUGAGCACCUGAACCAGUUUCUAGAACGUGAGCAACAGGCUGUUCUCUCAAGGUUAGCUGAGGAAGAGAAGGACAUUCAACAGAAACUCAGUGAAAACAUAACAGCAUUUUCAAACUACGUUUCUACACUCAGUAGUCUGUUAAGUAAGGUAAUGGAGGUCAGCAUGCAGUCUGAAGUGGAAUUGCUAUCACACAUUAAAACUUUCUACAGCUCUGACAAUGGGAUUAGCCCAUCAGUCUUUUCAAUUCAUUUAAGGAGAGAAAGCUGCAGUUUUCCUCCCCAGUAUUCUGCUCUGCAGAGAAUUAUAAAGAAAUUUAAAGUAGAUAUAAUUCUAGACCCUGAAACAGCACACCCUAACCUGGUUGUCUCUGAGGAUAAAAAAUGUGUGAGAUUUACAAAGAGAAAGCAAAACGUUCCUGAUUUUCCUAAAAGAUUUACAGUCAACCCAGUUGUCCUCGGUUUUCCAUAUUUUCAUUCCGGCAGGCAUUUCUGGGAAGUAGAGGUGGGAGACAAGUCUGAGUGGGCUAUUGGCGUUUGCAAAGAUUCUCUUCCUGCAAAGGCGAGGAGACCACCAUCAGCCCAGCAGGGAUGCUGGAGGCUUCAGCUGCAGGAUGAUGGCUAUGAUGCACCAGGAGCUGUUCCAAACCCUCCACUGUUGGAAGUGAAAGCCAGAGGCGUCGGCAUUUUCCUGGACUGUGAGUUGGGUGAGAUCUCAUUCUAUGACAUGACUGAUAAAUCUCUCAUCUGUACUUUCUCUCUCACCGUUACUGGACCUCUUCGGCCUUAUUUCCAUAUCGGACCUAAUUCACAACCUCUCCGAAUCUGUACAGGAACCGACUGUGAAUGA
Molecule: messenger RNA, 1407 nt
Organism: Cynocephalus volans (Philippine flying lemur)
Lineage: Eukaryota; Metazoa; Chordata; Mammalia; Dermoptera; Cynocephalidae
Product: tripartite motif-containing protein 75-like
Exons: 1
Coding region: 1-1407 (468 amino acids)
Biological process (GO): protein ubiquitination
Cellular component (GO): cytoplasm
Molecular function (GO): zinc ion binding; ubiquitin protein ligase activity; protein binding
Source: RefSeq, a predicted model, not a curated record